Onychostoma macrolepis is the source of this 1446-nucleotide messenger RNA. RefSeq names its product tumor suppressor 2, mitochondrial calcium regulator a (gene tusc2a). The transcript has 4 exons. Lineage: Eukaryota; Metazoa; Chordata; Actinopteri; Cypriniformes; Cyprinidae. Gene Ontology annotation, cellular component: mitochondrion. Gene Ontology annotation, biological process: regulation of mitochondrial membrane potential; inflammatory response. The record is from RefSeq and is a predicted model, not a curated record. The coding region runs from base 194 to 526 and encodes 110 amino acids.
AAUAAUACGUGACUGGACCUAGUCGGUUCGUUUACGUGACAUGGCGCGUAAAUGUGACGUUGUCAGAGUACGUCAUUGUGCUUGAAGACAGCAGACCAGAAGAAUCAAAACAAUGAGAUGUACAUGAUCUGACUGAACUGACGUGAUCUGCUGGCCGCUCCGCCUCCUCUACAGUAAUGUGUUGUCAAUAAAAAUGGGAGGCAGCGGAUCCAAAACCAAAGGAGUCUGGCCUUUUAGCAGCUCAGGAGCCGGAGGAGAAGCUCCCGGUGAGGUCAACGAACAGUGUUUAGCACGUCUACGAGGCUCCAAAAACACACCAUUUGUCUUUACAAGGAGAAGUUCCUUGUAUUUUGAUGAAGAUGGAGAUCUGGCUCAUGAAUUUUACGAGGAGACUGUGGUGACCAAGAACGGCAGAAAGAAAGCUAAAUUGAAGAGAAUUCAGAAAAACCUUAUACCUCAGGGAAUCAUUAAGUUGGAUCACCCACGAAUCCACGUCGACUUCCCUGUCAUCCUGUGUGAAAUAUAAGCUCACAGACUCUGUGGGAAGUGUCAUGACUCUAGGAGCGUCACAAUCACCCUAGACUUCCUUCCACCUUCGGUGUUCUUCUGAGAGGAUUCUGUUACGACAGCGAGGGUGUUCUGCCCUUCACGUGGCUUUGACCAAAAACAUGAAUCAUAUUUUCUGAUUUGUAUUUUGGUGUAUAGACAGCAGACAUACGGUGUCUUGUCUUCUGUGAUGUACAGUAAGGAAUGCAUGCGUGAUGAGAGCGUGUAAGUAUGGAGCCUAAAGCAGUGCAGGGAUUGUACAGAAAUCACUCAUGUUUGUUGAUGUCGACCAACUGCAGUGUGUGUUUAUCGUCGUAUUGUAUAUUAUAAUAUUCUGUUGAAUCAAAGUCUGACUCUGUUUGUUGGGUUGCAACCCACAUCUGCACUUUUUUCUCAUUUAUUGUACAGUAAAUUAUGAGUUGAUAUACUUGAAUAAAACAGUUUAGCAGAUUACAUUAUUAUUAGUAAUUAUUUAGUAAUUUAUUAUUAAUUAUGUAAGACAGUCACAGUCCAUUUUACAUCCAUAAUGUUAAGGUGAAACAAAAUAUUCAGUGAGAAAAGAUAGUGCUGAAAAAAAAAAAUUGGAGACUGAGAAAUUUAUCUGCACCAUAUCAGUUAUUAGUCGAUAUUAGAAUAUUUGAAUGCAUCUGUAUCAGCUGAUAUUGGAUAUUUAAUUGUGGAUAUUUAACACUGUUAAAUAUAAUCUUUAGCAAAUUUCAAAAUAAAUAUCUAUUUUUUCAAACGGUACAUAGUGUUGUGACCAGUGGUGUUUUAGUAUCACUGAUAUACUAUUGCAGUUUUUGAUCAUGUUUUUAAUUCGAUUUCAUUUUCAUAUUUUCUGUUUUCAUUUUAAUUUUAGUUAAAAGUUUUAGUGCUUUUGUCUUUGUCAUUUUUAUUACU